Messenger RNA from Daucus carota subsp. sativus, 3851 nucleotides. Its product is annotated as protein EMBRYONIC FLOWER 1. The record is from RefSeq and is a predicted model, not a curated record. The coding region runs from base 301 to 3333 and encodes 1010 amino acids. Gene Ontology annotation, biological process: shoot system development; negative regulation of DNA-templated transcription; negative regulation of flower development. NCBI's taxonomy places the organism in Eukaryota, Viridiplantae, Streptophyta, Magnoliopsida, Apiales, Apiaceae. The transcript has 6 exons.
ACCAAGACGCUCACACAAAAAGCACACUCUCCACCUUAUCUUUCUCUCUCUAGCUUUUUGGGGUUUUUAUCUAGUUUCUCUCUCUAGAAAGAAAUUCGGCAAACCUAAAAUAAUUAGGGUUUCUGCGGGUUACGCACUCAAAAUCGCAUCACUUUUGUUCGAUUUUUCUCGAAAAAGAUUUGAUCUUUGAGCUGGGGUUUCGAUCAAGAACAUUCAUACAAGUGAUUUUCCAGGGGAUCUUCGGACUCAAGUGAUUCAUGCUUCGAUCUGAAUCUUUCGGCAUAUACAUACAAGGUUAACAUGGAGAAGAACAGUAUAGCGGAUGGAAAAAACAAUCACCCUGGGAGUAUUGUGACACAUGGAUCUAGAUCAGCAGCAUCACAUGUGAAGAUUGAUUCGAUUUCUAUCGAGCUAGGGAAGGCUAUGGAUAAGAAAGUCACGGAAAGAUGUCACCAUUUUUCUAUACGCCGAUAUGUUGCUGAGAUGAGAGAGAAAGAUAUUAGAAAAUGUGCGCCAUUUGGUCAUGACGAUGAUGAUGAAACAAAGUUAAGGGGGCAACUUGUUCCCUUAAAUGUUCCAGAAUUUAGAUGGUGGCAGUGCGAAAGCUGUGUACAGAAUAUUAGUGUUGCUAGCGCUUUAGAAAGUCAAAACAUUGCUGAGAAAGCAUCUGGCAGUUUAAUAAGAGGCCAUGGAAAUAGUGUGAAAGAUGUUUCUAGUCUGGCAAUUGGUAAACAAACUUCAUGCCUCGGGACAUGUCCUCCAUGCCAAAUUCCAGAAAGACAUACAGAUGGCACAGUUGGUGAGAAAUUAACAGAGAAGGAUUUAACUGAUGUCUGUGUUCCAGAACCUGGUGGUGAUGUGGUUGCAAGUGAUGUUCUUGCAAUAGACUACCCAAGUCAAAAAAGCAGCAGUUCUGGGGACAUGUGUCCUGCAGAGAGAACUGAUGCCCUUAACAAUGGUAAAAGUACUUUAGUAGUAGCUAAUGAGGUUACCAACAAAGAUGGGGAUAUGGACAUUAGUAGAAGUGCUAAGGAGGCAGGACCUGUAGAGCAACCUUCCAUUGAACUUAAGACAAAACAGGUUGUAUCAAAAACUACAGCUAGUUGUCCACGCCGGAGGAAAAAGGUGCGCUUGAUUGCUGAACUUCUUAAUGGAAAUGUUGAGGAAAGAAGUGAACAGAGAAUUUCUAACAAAGCAAUUCCCAAAGAAGUUGCUCCUCCAGCUUCUAAAAAAGCAAUUCCCAAAGAAGUUGCUCCUCCAGCCUUUAAAAAAGCAAUUCCCAAAGAAGUUGCUCCUCCAGCUUCUAAAAAAGCAAUUCCCAAAGAAGUUGCUCCUCCAGCUUCUAAAAAAGCAAUUCCCAAAGAAGUUGCUCCUCCAGCUUCUAAAAAAGCAAUUCCCAAAGAAGUUGCUCCUCCAGCUUCUAAAAAAGCAAUUCCCAAAGAAGUUGCUCCUCCAGCUUGGACUUCUGGUCAGCGGAAAAGGAAGAUAACUCAGGAGCCCUCUAGAGGGACAAAACCUCCUAGUAGAGAGGCCAAAAAGGCUCGAAAAUAUACGGGAGAUGCAAAGACCACAAUUGCUACGAUCCAUAUAUCUGAUUCGGAUUCAGAAGAAGACGGCGCAUCUGCAGGAUCAGGCUACAGAAAUCAUAUGCCUCUGCAGCAAACUGAGAACAGGCCGAGUUCUUCUAAAUUGAAUUCCUGCAAGAGCAUGCCGAGAGAAGAUUUUAAGGAUGAUAUUGGGCUUGAACUGUCACUAAAUAGUUAUAUGGAUGUUGACAAGAUUCAUACAACUGCCCCGCAGCAGAAGACCGUGCUCAGUAAUGAUCUUUGGAGGACAGAAGGCAAUUGUAUCGGCCAAUUAUCUGCUCCGAACCUUUCCUUAAAUGAAGAAGUGAACAUGACUGGAAAAAAUGCUUAUAGCUCAGAUAUGAUGCAUGAAGGAGAAAACAGUCUUUCUCUCCACAAAAAGUUGGAUCUAUCACUUGGGUGCAAAAAUAAGAAAACCAAUGUACCUGAAAGAUUUUCAGAGGUCAGCCGGAGAAAGACUGCUCAGGGAUCUAAAAAAGUGCUUGAGCAGGGAAACAACGAUGAUGUACCAAUGGACAUUGUUGAACUUAUGGCAAAGCAUCAAUAUGAGAGAGGUCUUUUUAAAAAUGAAAGAAACUCUUUCCUUGCGAAAAGAUUUGAUGAGAGAAAUAAUGCGGUGAUGGGAUUUUCAGCUGGACAUGGGAUUGAAGUGAGGUCAAUGCAGAAGGAACACAACAAAUGGAAUCCCGUCUUAUCUCAAAAUAAGAACAAUCAAUUAGUUGCUGGUAACGGAGAUGGAAGUCAUGUAUUCAAAAAGUUAGGUACCCAAAAUUCUGCUUCUAGAACCUUAAUAGGCAAUGACACUCGGACUCGUCUUUGGAAUGGUGAUAAGUUGGUGCACAGACCAUCACUGACAGAUCCCGAGGUAUUUGAUACAUACAACAAAGCUCAUGAUGGUCCACAACCUAAAGGGAUGAAAGGAAAAAAUGGGGCCUCUGGUUCAUCAGGUCUUGUGAAUUCGAAGCCGCACUUUCCUGAAAGAAUGGCAAGUCAGCUGAGUCAUCGGCCUACUUCUGUACCAUCUCUUGACUUCCGUAAGGGGAAGAGAAUUUGGGAUCUUGAUCUAAACCGUGCAGAUCCAGAUGAUUCAGAUCUUGGAGUGUUGCUUCCAUGUCCUUUUGUAGGCAAUAAUAAAGCUAACCAAAAGGAAAUGGAGUCAGCACCCUCUUAUUCUAAUGAAGCUAAGACAGCAAUGCAAUUGCUCAGUCUCAUGGAUGCAGGAAUGCAAUCACGCUCUCCAUUCAGUGUUGAUAGGAAAAAAGUGACUGAUCAGCCUUUGAUUCCUUUUAAUAACCAUCGUGACCUCAGUAUGGAUCAAAGAGCGAAUUUAAUUGAAAAACCAUUUUUUCCUCAAAAUCAACUGCUGAAGGUAUACUCUGGGUCAGAGACUGCUGCUUUUAAGUCCAGUCCUGGUGCAGGACCCAGUUUAUCUACUACUGGAAAAAAUCCCCUCCAAGACAAGCAAAUAGGUAUUUUAGGCGCCUCUGCUGAAUUUGCAUUUCCUAUUCAACCUAAUGCACUAAAAGUUACAGAGAAUCAAAAAAAUAUGAGGUCCUGUCAUAUUCAUGGAGCAAUUGUUUCUUUGAAAGACAUUUCCAUGGAAGAAGUUUGCAUUGUUAGCAAGAACCCUGCGGAAUUCACUGUUCCAGAACCCGGAAACUUUUACAUGAUUGACAGCGAAGAUCUGAAGUUCAGCAAGGACUUCUCUAGUAGGUACCGUGGCUUUGAUGGACAAAGGAGACUUUAGUUAACAAAUUUAACAGCUCCAAAAAGACAGGAUGUGGGUCAGAUGUCAACUGUGUUUUCUCGACUGGAGGAACUGCCAUUGUUUUCAAGACUCGUGCGGUGACUGUCUUUUUUCUAUUGGGAUAUAUCUGUUUAAUAUCAAGCAAUGUAAAUUUUAUGAUAUUGUCAUAGGGAGAAACUUUACAUGGAUACUCAGACACCAAGGGCUUCCAACUCUGCUGAGAAGAAAACUUUGUUCAUUUGGCUGCUGCUUUGUCCAAGUAGAGCUGACAUCUGGCUUGGUAAAUGUCAUCUAUACCGGAACUUGAGCCAGUUAAUAAAAAGCGGAGCUUGUAUGUUCUUGUACUUGAUGUUUAUUACAAUUUACAAAUGUAUUGCAGUCUAGAAAAUCAUACAAAAACUCCAGCCCUCGUCUUUUGAACUAUCUCGUUUACAUCCAAUGCCUGCGACUAAUGCAGACCUUAAGUUUGCUUUUAAGUGUUUGUUUGAGGAGCCUAAUAAUGAAAUUUUUUUUGUUAA